GGCAGAAUAGAGGGAGAACGAACAAGAAGACGGCGGGAAGAAGAUUGGCAACCUUCGAUUUGUAGUAAUGGAGGCAUGCACCGACUCUGUGGUUUCACUUUUGCCUCACAUAUUGCCGGUGCAUCAGUCUGAAGCUGCUGAAAACAAGGCUUCGACCUCAAGAAAGCGUCGGAGAGCUCUGGAAGCCAACGGCGGUGUACAGAGGAAGGGGAGAGAGAAGAGGAAGGAGAUGAGUGAGAGUUUCGAUGUUCUUCAAUCUCUCGUCCCGAAUCUCUCUCCUAAGGCUACGAGGGAGACUAUUGUUUCCGAGACGAUCCAGUUCAUCGAGGAUCUACAGAAGCAGUUGAUGAGGCUGGAAAUGGAGAAGAAACCAUUGGAAUCGGUGACGAUGCUUCCUAGUACGAACUCGGAUUCACCAGGGGGCGGCGUCAUCGUCUCGGUCUCCAGCAACAUCGUGUUGUUUGGGAUUAUUUUUGCUUCUGUUCGACGAGGUAUGGUGACACAGAUUUUAAUGGCGUUUGAAAGACACCAGGCUGAAGUUCUAGCAGCGAAUGUUGCAGUCAGCCAUGGCAAUUUAACUUUAACUGUCACAGCUUCUGUACAUGGUUACGUAGAGAACACCAUAGAGCAGAUUAGAAACGAUAUCCUAAGCUUAAAGAAGUAAUAAACCUCCAUUGUUCACGAGAUUCUUGCCUUCUUAUUUACUACGAGAGGGAUGUUUAAUG
Cucurbita moschata (crookneck pumpkin) is the source of this 725-nucleotide messenger RNA. RefSeq lists its product as uncharacterized. The coding region runs from base 68 to 664 and encodes 198 amino acids. Gene Ontology annotation, biological process: regulation of DNA-templated transcription; endosperm development. NCBI's taxonomy places the organism in Eukaryota, Viridiplantae, Streptophyta, Magnoliopsida, Cucurbitales, Cucurbitaceae. The transcript is spliced from 2 exons. Gene Ontology annotation, molecular function: DNA-binding transcription factor activity; protein dimerization activity. The record is from RefSeq and is a predicted model, not a curated record.